CCUACACUCCGAGUCUCCGACACAAUUGCUCAAGAAUCCCAAGCAGGAGACUCACCUAUUAUUACCUUGCAGUUCGAACAGAAAUCAUGUGCUUUACCAUCGACUUUAUGCUUGCCGAUCGGUCAUUCAGAUGCGCAUCCACCCGACGGGACAAUCCCUCGGAAUGGGCCCGGACGAUGAAACCCACUGUAACCGUCAAUAAGUAGAGAGCUACCCAGACUACUUCCUUUGCCGAAAAGUCGCUUCUCUGGCGGGGUCUCUUCGAUCUACAUAUAUAUCCGACUCCAUUUCCCUCUCUAGAUAGAAUGUUGUUCCGUCAUUAAGAAGCACUCGCGGUAUAGCUCAGGAUUUUGGGGCAGUCAAUCUUGCAAUCCACAUACAUCACUAUGGCGACCAGCUCAGAUAACGAAGUGAGAUACUCGCCUGUCCGCGAGGCAGGUCGCAUCUUCAGCCACCUCUGCAACCAAACCGAACGUCUCAGCCUGCCUACGGAAGUAGCGGAGCGCAGAGAUGCGGUGUCUUUCACAUCCGGCUAUGAUCAGAUCUAUUACCCCAUUCCGUUCAAGGAGACCGAGACGUUGGCUGCAUUGAAGGGUGUGGAGGGCGCAGUGGCAGGCGCAAUUGCCGAUCUGCGAUAUGGGUCAGCUCCUCAAGCGCGGAAGGUCACGGUGAAUCUUGAGCGGGCCACCGCAUUCGGUUGCCAGGCAUAUAUGGCCAAGGUGGAUGGACUGUCCAAGCUGGAUCCGGAAGUGAAAAAGAAGCUGAAAGACACGGACUUGCUUGCAGCACAGUCGAACGGCUACCGUCGGAUGUCGGCGAAUUUGUACAAGACCAAGAACAAGGACGAAUUCUUCCACAUUCAUGGCUCCCUCGAGGCUACGACGACGCUGAACAUGAUCGGGUUGGAAGGCCAUCGUCCGGACUUGACUGAUUACGAGGAGAUCAUCAAGGUCAUUGAGAGCCAUGUGCAGAAAUACACUGCCGCAGAAUUGGAGGAAAUGAACCAGGAGAGGAGACAGGCUGGUGUGACGGCGUUCAAGCACGAAGACUUCAUCAACACUCCCCAUGGCAAACUCAACGUCCAGGAGCCGCCAUGGAAGGUGACCCGCUUGAGCGGCGACUUGGCCCCCACACCUUUCCCUGCCAACCGCACCGGUAGCAAGAGAAUCCUCGAAGGUGUCAAGGUCCUGGAGCUGUGUCGUAUCAUUGCCGGCCCUACGGUGGCACGCAUUUUGGCCGAAUACGGUGCCGACGUUCUCAAGAUCACCAGCCCCAAGCUGUCGGAUGUUCCCUUCUUUCAGGUGGAUGGAAACAUGGGCAAGCAUGCUGCGGACUUGGACCUCAAGUCUGAGGAGGGGCGACGUCAAUUCGAAGAGCUCCUGGCCGACGCUGACGUUCUGGUGGACGGAUACCGUCCUGGAGCCCUCGAGAAGCUAGGAUACGGACCCGAGGCGCUUGCCGCACUGGCUGAGAAGCGUGGCAAGGGUAUUGUGGUAGUGAAUGAGAACUGCUUUGGGUACGAGGGGGAAUGGGCUGGUCGUCCGGGCUGGCAACAAAUCGCUGAUUGUGUAAGUGGUAUUGCAUGGGCCCAGGGCGAAUUUAUGGGGCUGUCCAGCCCGAUGGUUCCCCCAUUCCCCAUCUCUGAUUACGGUACCGGCUGCAUGGGAGCGAUUGCAGCAUUGACCGGCCUCUACCACCGCGCCAAGCAGGGCGGCUCCUACCACGGCAAAGCCUCGCUCUUGCAUUAUGACUUGCUUCUUUUCGCGGUGGGCAAGUACCCGGACGCGGUCCAAGAGCAGAUGCGCGCUGCGCAGCCCUCGGAGUUCUUCAAGCUGCGACACUGCGACAGCGUGGACCGGAUCUCCUCGACGGUGCUGAAGAUCAUGCAGGCUCGGUUUCCGCACCUCUACGCGGCUCCUGAGCAGGCGGGCGAGCAGGCACUCACCGAGACGUGGUACUCCAAGGCGUAUGGAGCAGAAAUUGAGAUUGUGCGGCCUAUUACGGAGAUCGAGGGCGUGGAGAACACGUUCAUCCGAGCCAGCCGGCCCAACGGCUCGGAUCGGGCAAGCUGGGAAGAUUUCGGCAAGCCAGAGGAGGAUUUCCGGAAGGUUUAGUCAUAGCUUCGCUUUCCAUGUACAUAUAUUUAGCUGUAUAGUGGCGGAGUAGAAGCUGGAAUCACCUCAAAACCAGUAGUCUGCCGCAUACAACCAGCAAAACAGGAUAUACAAUUAAAGAGAGC
This is a messenger RNA of Aspergillus saccharolyticus JOP 1030-1, 2239 nucleotides long. RefSeq names its product CAIB/BAIF family enzyme. The transcript is spliced from 5 exons. Bases 387 to 2114 code for a protein of 575 amino acids. The record is from RefSeq and is a predicted model, not a curated record. Gene Ontology annotation, molecular function: catalytic activity. NCBI's taxonomy places the organism in Eukaryota, Fungi, Ascomycota, Eurotiomycetes, Eurotiales, Aspergillaceae.